ACGAGAUCGAUGGAGCCUUGCCGGUUUGUUCGGCUCAUCGUCGAGUCGCUGGUUCUCAAGCUUCCGGCCGUGGCCAAACCGGCGGGUCCAGGCGUGCACCCCUCCGCCACCCCCUGUUUCUGCACGCUCCACCUCGGGCACGGGCCCUCCGCCGCGGUCAGGAGUACCGUUCCACUCCCUGUCUCCGCCGACCCCACCUCCUCCACCAGUCUCAUCGAGGCCCCGGCGAUGCCCGCCGUCGCGGAGCCGGUCGUCAUCAGCCUCGACCCGGAAACCGUGCAGCGGCUCGCGGCCCGGCGGUCCGGCGCCAGCCUCAUCGUCGCGGUCUACGUGGGCCGGGCUGGCGGCCGCGCGUGCGGGCUCGCGUCGGGCCGGCUGCUGGGGCGCGUCCGCGUGGCGGUCGACCUGGAGGCGGCGCCGGCGCGGCCGACGGUGGUGCAGAGCGGCUGGGUCAGCGUGGGGACGGGGAGGACUGCCGCGCGCCUCCAUCUCGUGGUGCGGUCCGAGCCGGACCCGCGGUUCGUCUUCCAGUUCGGCGGCGAACCAGAGUGCAGCCCGGUAGUGUACCAGGUUCAGGGAACCGGCGGCGGAGGCCACAGCGGCCGCAAUCUGCAGCCGGUCUUCAGCUGCCGCUUCUCGGUCGAGCGUCGGCGGAGCACCAGAUCCCUGUCUCUCAGAUCUCUGGCGUCGACUGUCUCGCGCAGCGACAGCAUCCGAAGCUGGUUCGCCGGCGGCGAGAGGGAGCAUCAGCGGCGGCGGGAGCAGCGCAAGGGGUGGACGGUGACGAUCCACGACCUCUCCGGAUCGCCGGUAGCUGCAGCGUCCAUGGUGACGCCCUUCGUGCCCUCCCCGGGCUCCGACCGCGUCUCGCGCUCCAACCCCGGGGCCUGGCUCAUCCUCUGCGCCGUCGGGACCUCCGGCACCGCCGACUCGGCCGCCACCAACUGGAAACCGUGGGGCCGCCUCGAAGCCUGGCGCGAGCGCGGGCCCGCCGACGGCGGCGCUCUCGGAUAUCGAUUCCAGCUGGUGCCGGACGCCGCGGGCGCCGACGUGCCCAUCGCCGAGUCCUCGAUCGGCGCCCGCAAGGGCGGCCAGUUCCGCAUCGACGUCACCGCCGACAUGGCUGGCGCUGCCGCCGGCUUCGUGAUGGGUUCCACCGUCGAGGGCGAACGAAAGCAGAGCAAGCCGACGGUGCAAGUCGGCGUGCAGCACGUCUCGUGCAUGGCUGACGUGGCCCUCUUCAUCGCGCUCUCCGCCGCGGUCGAUCUGAGCAUGGACGCGUGCCGCCUCUUCUCGCAGAAGCUGCGGAAAGAGUUGUGCAAGGACCAGCAAGACUCCGGCCUUUAAUCCCCUCCGCCAUUUCAUCGAACACUUGUCCUGCAAACCGACGCAAGGCUUUAAAGAAGGAACAAGCCUCGGCUCCUUGAGUGUGAUUCAUUUUUGUCCACAUUUUAAUUCUUUGAUUCGAUUUGUACAUCGAUGUUUGUUAAAUCUUGAAAGAGUUUUUGCGUGAA
Zingiber officinale is the source of this 1514-nucleotide messenger RNA. RefSeq lists its product as uncharacterized. The transcript has 2 exons. The record is from RefSeq and is a predicted model, not a curated record. Lineage: Eukaryota; Viridiplantae; Streptophyta; Magnoliopsida; Zingiberales; Zingiberaceae. Bases 10 to 1347 code for a protein of 445 amino acids.